AAUCUCGAUCGUCUUGACCAACGGUAUCUGCCUUACGACUAUAGAUAUAUGUCACCUGCCACUGGAGGUCGGAGAGUGGAUGUUUAUGUAAUCGAUACUGGAAUAGAUAUAUAUCACUCAGACUUUCAAGGUCGAGCUUCUUGGGGCGUGUCUAUUAUUAAAGGAACACCAAACAUUGACGAAUAUGGCCAUGGAACUCAUGUUGCAGGAAUUGUAGGUAAAAUAGCUGAGAAUAUCGAUUUUGAGAUUUAUGUAAACAACUAUACGUUGUCACCCUCUUUACCCUAG
Racocetra persica is the source of this 288-nucleotide messenger RNA. The record is from the annotation of a GenBank genome assembly. Lineage: Eukaryota; Fungi; Glomeromycota; Glomeromycetes; Diversisporales; Gigasporaceae.